Messenger RNA from Python bivittatus (Burmese python), 444 nucleotides. Its product is annotated as lysozyme C, milk isozyme-like. The record is from RefSeq and is a predicted model, not a curated record. Gene Ontology annotation, molecular function: lysozyme activity. NCBI's taxonomy places the organism in Eukaryota, Metazoa, Chordata, Lepidosauria, Squamata, Pythonidae.
AUGAAGGCAUUAGUGCUCACCCUCCUCUUCCUCCUCCUUGCAGCCAGCGAGGCCAUAGAAUUUACCAGAUGUGCACUGGCUUCAACUCUGAAACAGCUUGGACUGGAUGGAUAUCACGGCUACAACUUGGAGAACUGGAUCUGUAUGGCUUAUCAUGAGAGCAGGUACAACACCCAAGCUGUGGGGCCACCAAACUCGGAUGGCAGUCGCGACUAUGGGAUUUUCCAGAUAAACAGCCGCUGGUGGUGCAACAAUUACCAGGGAAUUACAGCUAAUGGCUGCAAUACACCUUGCAGCGCUUUCACCGAUGAUGACAUCACCAAUGAUGUUGAUUGUGCUAAGAGAAUUGUGCAGGAUCCCAAUAAGAUGGAUGCCUGGGUUGCCUGGAGAAACCACUGCAAAGGAAGAGAUCUGUCAGAAUGGACUCGUGGCUGCAAGCUGUAA